Symbiodinium necroappetens is the source of this 330-nucleotide messenger RNA. The record is from the annotation of a GenBank genome assembly. NCBI's taxonomy places the organism in Eukaryota, Dinophyceae, Suessiales, Symbiodiniaceae.
GCGGCUGCGCGAUCGGAGGCAGCGGAGCAGGAGGACAGCGAGGCGGCAGAGGAGGUCACGCAGUGGCAGGAGGAGUGGGAGCGAUGCUUCUCGCAGGAGGCUUCCACCCGUCAGCGAGCAGAGUGCUGGACGGCAAAGUGUCAGGAGCUGGUCGACGACCUGUCCAGCCAGCUUCACUCGCUGGAGGUUGAGCAACGACAUGGGAAGAUGCCAGACGUCCUCUCGGGUGCCGUCGUUCUGGAGAGGGUUCGGUCUGACCUAGAGGUGAUGAGAAUCGGCCGCCGUGAGGUUUCAGAGAGGGCCUCGAAACGGAUCGCCGCGGAGUUGGAG